Pseudopodoces humilis (Tibetan ground-tit) is the source of this 1304-nucleotide messenger RNA. It is a transcript of the gene C11H2orf72, whose product is annotated as chromosome 11 C2orf72 homolog. The record is from RefSeq and is a predicted model, not a curated record. NCBI's taxonomy places the organism in Eukaryota, Metazoa, Chordata, Aves, Passeriformes, Paridae.
AUGGCGGCGGAGGACGUGCAGGAGCUGCGGGCGCUCGUGGAGCGGGCGGGCGGCCGGCGAGCAGUACUGCUGGUGGCCGAGGUGGUGGAGGGGGCCCCGGCGGCGCCCGCGCUGGCUGCCUUCGCCCGCGACCUCCUGGGCGAUGAGGCGCGGCACUCACCGUGCCCGGUGCCGGGGUGCCGGACGCAGCGGGCCGCGGGCGGCGGGCGGCGGGCGCUGGCAGCCCGGCUGCUGCUGGUGCUGUGCGGCGGCGGGGCGGCGCGGGGCCGCGGGGCGCGUACCCGCCUGCGGGAGGUGGUCCGGGACGUGCGCGGCCGCCUGCCCGCGGGGCCGCCGCCCGCCGUCGUGGGCGUCCUGCUGCCCGGCGGGGACGGAGAGGACGCGGCGGUGCUGGACGCGGCGCUGCGGCGGCAUUUCCCGGCGCCCGGUACGGUGGAGGCGGCCCGGUACAGCCCGGGCAGCCCCGGCGACUGCCGAGCCGCCGCCUGCCGCGCCCUGCGGGCCGCCCUGCAGCACCCCGCAGAAGAUGUAAAAGACAGGGAGAGGUGGAGGCUCCCAUCCUUCUUGAAGUGCAUUUCUUGGAACCAAAGGAGCUGGAGAAAAGAUUAUGAAGCAAAAGCUGAAAACAACAUUCAUGAAGGUGACCUGCAGGACCCUGAGGAAGAAGUGGCUCUGGCCAGCCUUUCCCCCAACGGAAACUGCGAAGAAACUGCUGGAGGCACAGGCACCUAGAGCUGCUGGGCAUCCAACACAGUCUACAUCCCAGAUCUGACCAGUGGAUUUGGAGCAGUGGGAGGAGGAGCUGGUGCAGGCCCUCUCCUUCAAGGACACACAGCUCCAGGGAAAAGCUGCUUGGCUGAACUGAUCAGUCUUUUGUAGCUGCCACCAGUCCCUGGGGUCUGUGCCAGAGAGCCAUUCCCUGCUGUGCCCUGCUGCCCUGGGGCACCUAGAGCUGCUGCUGGACACUGGGCUUCAGAGAAGCCCUUCGGGGAUAUACCCCACAUCCUGGGCAAAAUGACAUUGGGACUUUGAGUGUGAAAUGCAGACACCUGUUUGAAGAAUGAGAAAUGUUUUCUAAUUCUGAACAAAGUUCCCUGCUGAGGUUGCUGGGGCUGGCCUCCCUGUCAGACCGAUUCUGCUGCCUUGUUUUCCUGCUUUAUUGGUGCUUGGAAGAGCCAAUAAAACCCCUGCAAGAGACUGGUGCAAGUGGAUGAACUGCCCAGGCUUUAAGAGGUGUAAGCAAGAAUACAUUUGACCAAAAGUAUUGUUUUCCUUUGACUGAAGAAUAAAAGUGACUUGAAUUA